Molecule: messenger RNA, 1294 nt
Organism: Nilaparvata lugens (brown planthopper)
Lineage: Eukaryota; Metazoa; Arthropoda; Insecta; Hemiptera; Delphacidae
Gene: amrt
Product: TM2 domain-containing protein CG11103
Exons: 4
Coding region: 291-863 (190 amino acids)
Source: RefSeq, a predicted model, not a curated record
UUGUAGCUUUGUUGUAGUCUGCUGUGCUGUUUACAGUGUUGACUUUGACUACUGUUGAAGUGUUGACACUCUUGACUGUUGUGCAGUGCAUUGUGGACAGUAGAGUGCACUAUUUUUUGUCGUGGUAUUACUAUUUUUGCAAUUCAUUCGCAAUAUCAAUAAAUUUCCAUCAUUAUAAAGAUUAGUACUCUCAUUUAAUUACACUAGAAAUAUAUUUUUUAAUAAAUUCACUAAAUUUCCUAUAAAACCCAAAAUUUAGAGGUUAUGAUUACAAUUUUAAAGCUUUCCAAAUGUUAACAUCCAAACUGAAAAUUCUCUUGUGCAUGGUUCUUAUUCUCAAUUUUCUUUCUUGUUACGUCUAUGGAGAAAAAAAUAAAAGUAUACCUUCAGCAGAUGAAGUUACUCCAUAUCUACCGUAUGGACCUUACGUGAAGUGUUCUUUUCUGCCAAUGGAAUUCAUUGAAUGCGAGGAUCUUGUAGACCAUAAAGGAAAUAGAACAGCUAAAGAGGAGGCUGGCCAUGGUUGUGUUAAGUUUGGAGGAUACCGAUUUGAAGAUGUUGAGAAAGCCAAAGUCCAAUGUAGUGUUCUGCCAGGAAUUGAAUGCUAUGGACCAAGAACAUUCUAUAAAGAUGGUUUUCCGUGUGUCAAAUACAAGGGCCAUUAUUUUGUGACAACGCUCAUGUACAGCAUUCUGCUGGGUUUCCUGGGAAUGGACCGCUUUUGCCUGGGACAGACGGGCACUGGAGUCGGCAAACUGCUCACUCUGGGCGGCAUAGGCAUCUGGUGGAUUGUCGACGUCAUUCUUCUUGUAACCAACGGUCUACAACCAGAGGAUGGUUCCAACUGGAACAUAUUUGCUUAAUAGCUGUGAUUUACGAAAUCCUCUCAGUUUUCUAUAAAAGGAGUAUUAUUCUUUGGUGCAAUAUUGACUCCUUAUGAAGUGAUCUUACAAUAUAAAGUGAAAUAGAUUAAUAUAAACUCCUUAAAAUUACUUACGGUAUCAAUUCAGCCAUCACAACUAUAUUAAAUUCAAAAAUUGCUAACAGUAUAACUAAUGGAAAAUAUCUUCUUAUCCUUCCAUAAAUAAUUUGUUUUUAAAUAAUAUGAACAAAACAUUACUAAUGGAAUUGAUUUUGCAUUGAGAUAUGUUUAAUUCUACAUCUUAUGUUUGAUUUCUAUACAUUCUACAAUGAAUGACUUGUGAUAAUGUUUUUAUAGGUUAGAAUAGUUAUUGUAAAUAUCUUUUAUACUUUGCAUUUCUCUAGAAUAAAAUACAAUCUGGUUUCAAGGAAA